Molecule: messenger RNA, 5704 nt
Organism: Hemiscyllium ocellatum (epaulette shark)
Lineage: Eukaryota; Metazoa; Chordata; Chondrichthyes; Orectolobiformes; Hemiscylliidae
Product: methylcytosine dioxygenase TET2-like
Exons: 11
Coding region: 483-5024 (1513 amino acids)
Biological process (GO): myeloid cell differentiation; positive regulation of transcription by RNA polymerase II; oxidative demethylation
Cellular component (GO): nucleus
Molecular function (GO): DNA 5-methylcytosine dioxygenase activity
Source: RefSeq, a predicted model, not a curated record
AACCAACCUCACUAAUGUUCACUAUUGUGCAGUUAGAAAUCAUAGGUCCUUUGUGUUUAAGGACCUAGUAGGGAAAUGAUUUACAACUACCCAAACAAGCAAACUGAUCUUUCUGACAGAGUCCUCACUGGAUGGAGCACAUGCUAGUCACGUCCACACUUUGAGCUGGGCAAAAGCAACAUUGGGGUUUCAUUGGUGAUGAUAAUAGAUGUCAGACUGUCAUAUGAAUAUUGAUGCGAAAGCUAGUCUGCUUUCGUAGAGGGAGCAGAAGGAAGUAAGAUGGCUGCCCUUUAGGAUUUGUUUGAAAGGAGACAGAUUGUACUUUGCUGGAUUUCUGCGACGCUGAGGAAGAUACAGAGGCUGGAGCUAUUUUUAAUGUAUCAGUUUGAAGUGUUUUUGUGAGAAUCCAGUAAAGUGAUAGUGGUACGGUGGAACAGAGACGUUCAGUGGGUAACUUUGUGAAUGGCCCUCAGACAGACCAGAUGGAACAGGAAAGAGUCGGUCAUGUCGAGGACAAGGGGCUGAGUCCAUUACCGAUCCAUUAUCACUCUCCUGAGCAGCACAGAGAGAAAGGGGAGAACGGGAGAGAGGUGCAGCAACCCCAAUUCAAUGGAGACUGCAAAUGGGACGGUGUGAGAAGCAACUCCGCAGCGGGUCACGCUCAGGAAACCUCGGAAAACUGUGACAGCCCCCGGCCUCAGCAGGAAAGGCUCGGCGUCCCCAACGGCGGCGUGAAACAUGUCCUGGCCGAGCCUUCAGCAGCAGCAGCAGCGGGGCUCCAGCACUCGAAGAAAAUGAAGCUGGAGGAGGAGGAGGAGGCGGCUGCUGGCAAUCCGGCCGAACCGAAAGGGCGCAGCCGGGUCCCGGGGGAGGUGCAAGGGCAGAGCAGCCAACCUCGGAGCGGUGAGUCCCCGGCCCCAGCGAGCAGCAGCCUGCACAAGAGGGUCAGCUACAAGAACGGGGACGUGCUCUCUCUCCUGGGGGGCAAGCCACUUCCAAACGGUGCUACGGGUUGCAUUGACACCCAGCAGCAGGAGAAGGAGGAGGAGGAGGAAGGGGGUGACCUCAGGGACAACCCCGUGCCUGGAUGGGGCUACCCCGGCUACCUGCUGGGAGUCAGCCCGGAGCAAUGCAGCAGCAGGAGGCGGCCAGAGGCUGGAGCCGAGCUCUCCGGGAGCAGGAGCGAGGCAGCCGGGCAGCGGCCCCCGGGGCUCCCCGACCGCUGUUUACAUCCCCAGGGCGGCCCGGCCCGGCCCCAGGAGCCCGGAGCCGCCCGGAUCGGUGCUACAGGCAUGGCUCACGGCGUGCCCGAGAACGGGGCGCCUCCCCGCGGGCAGUGGGUGUCCCCUGCGCUGCAGGGAGCCGACUCACGCCAGUACCGGCUGCUGCUGCAGCAGCUGCGGCGGCUGGAGGAGGUGGAGGACGGGGAGGAGGAGGAGGGGGAGAGCCGGCCCCGCUCGCUCCCCCAGCAGGAGGCAGCGGUGAAAGCCCGUGCCCAGUCCUGGCCCAUCCCCCUGAACCCCCAGCAGCAGCAGCAGCGAGCAGUGCCAGAGCAAGGGCUCGCCCCCAGCCUCUGCUGUCGCAGCCCCAUGCCACAUCUCCAGGGUGACACCCACCGCUACCAGCAACACUGUGCCCAGCUCAGCCCAGAAAACCCACUGUCCCACCCAACCCAGAAACAAAACGACCCCCUUUACCGCAACAGCCCCCUUCAUCACAGAAGGCCCACAGAGUGCAAACUUAGCCCCACUCACUGCAGCACCCCUGAGGGGCCAGGCUCCUACAGGGCGGGCAGCACCACCACCCCGAGCCCUCAGCUGCCCCACAAAGCCAGCAGUUCGCCGCCGGUCCAGUGCCCACAGCGUGGCGCAGGACCAGUCCACCAACCCAAGCAGCAGGUACACCACAUGUCUGUCAUCCAGCAGCCACACUCACGGGGACAGAUGGAAUUGAUCGCGCCAGCUAGUGCCCCCAGGGGUGAGCAAGGCCCCUCGGUCCCUCAGCCCAACCCCGCCCAGGAGCAAGUGCCCCACGCUUCGCAAAGCCCUCAGUGCCCAGCCAGCAUCCAGAAGGAAGAGGAGUCCCACACCAACGCAGCACUUAGAGCUCAUCUAUUUCAACAGCAAGAGCUUCAAAGGAGAAUGUACCUCCGAAGAAUGCAGGAUCUCAAAGGAAUUCAGAAGCUAAUCAAGGUUGAGAAAGAAUCUCUGACAGUCCCCUCCACAACAGCAGCCAGUGCCCAGUUGAAAGACGACCCAGAGAUAUUGAACCUUAUUAAACAGCAGAGCCAGCAAUUCAGCUGUGACCACCAGAAGCAGGAAAGGAGCAUCAUUGAAGCACUAGAACAGCGCUUUAAAGAAUACCAGCUCUCUUCACCCUUUGACCAACAACCUUGCGUCAUCAAAUCACCCAAGCAAGUGAAGGUGGAAACCUCAGGAUCUGUUACUAUUUUGUCUGCCACUACAGACUUAGAGUCAGAUAUUGGUGGUGACUGCACUUCGGCACUACAAACCAGCUCAUCUACUGAAGCCACGCCGACUAAAAGACGACCAGGAUCCACUCUCAGUAAUUUUUUAGAGUCCCCCUUGAAAUAUUUGGACCCCCCGAUCAAAAGCUUACUGGACACCCCGAAAAAGACACAGUAUGAUGUCCCAGCAUGCAGUUGUGUUGAACAAAUCAGUGAAAAAGAUGAAGGUCCUUACUAUACACACCUUGGUGCAGGCCGUAAUGUAGCAGAAAUUCGAGAGUUGAUGGAAAACAGGUUGAGUGAGAAAGGCAGUGCUAUCAGAAUAGAGAAAAUUAUUUACACAGGGAAAGAAGGCAAAAGCAGUCAAGGAUGUCCUAUUGCAAAAUGGGUGAUUCGACGAAGCUGUGUUGAAGAGAAGUUGCUGUGCCUGGUACGGGAGCGAGCUGGCCAUUCCUGUGACACGGCAGUGGUUAUCGUCCUAAUCCUGGUGUGGGAAGGAAUCCCUUUGCAAUUUGCCGACAGACUGUACGUGGAGCUGACCGAAACCCUGAGGAAGCACGGCGCCCUGACAAGCCGCAGAUGUGCACUAAAUGAAGAACGAACGUGUGCUUGCCAAGGGCUAAACCAAGACACUUGUGGAGCUUCGUUUUCCUUUGGCUGCUCCUGGAGUAUGUACUAUAACGGGUGUAAGUUCGCAAGAAGCAAAGCCCCCAGGAAAUUCAGGCUACUCGGUGAUGACCCCAAAGAGGAGGAAAAACUAGAGUCGAAUCUGCAAAACCUGGCAAACCUAUUGGCACCUGUUUACAAGAGGUUUGCCCCAGAGGCUUUCAACAAUCAAGUUGAAUUUGAGCAGAGGGCGAUUGACUGCCGGCUUGGCCAGGUGGAGGGCCAUCCAUUCUCAGGGGUGACUGCUUGCGUAGAUUUUUGUGCUCAUGCUCACAGGGAUUUGCACAACAUGCAGAAUGGAAGCACAGUGGUUUGCACACUUACCAAAGAAGACAAUCGGGUUAUUGGCCAAAUACCAGAAGAUGAACAGCUCCACGUCCUGCCUUUGUACAAAAUCUCUCCGACCGAUGAGUUUGGAAGUGUGGAAGCUCAGGACGAAAAGGUCAAGAAAGGUGCUAUUCAGGUGCUGAGCUCCUUCCCUCGUGUGGUGAGAAUGUUAGCCCGUCCUGUCAAAACCGGACGGCAGAAGAAGGAAGCUAAGAAGGCAGCUGCAGCAGCUGCAGCGGCAGAGCGGCUCCUGAACCAGGAAAACAACACCACGAAAGCAGACAAGGCUCAUGCGGCAGCAGCACGAUCAAAUCAGGCUAGCUCAGAAAAUGCAACAGCCAACCAACAGAUGUCAAGUAAUUUAGGUCGUGUCAUUCCUCCAGGUAUUCAACAGCAUCAGGUUCCCAAUUUAUACCAGUCUGUCCCAACAAGCACUUAUCCGGGUUACCAGUGUAACGGAAACACACCAAUUGACAACUUCCACCAUUAUAUGGGAUCCUACUAUCCCUCACUUGCACACCAUAUGGACCUGUACCGUUACCAAGUUCCAGUGAACAAACUUACCCUGCCACCAAUUCAGACUCUCUAUCAGCAGUUUUCAAAUUCCUACAGGUAUGGCAAUAAUCAGAUGUGUAUGGGCAGAUUUUGUAACUAUGGUAUGCAAGUUAAUGGCUACAACGGUUGCCCGAUUGAGAACAGAAUACCAAACAUCCAACGUUACCCUCACUUCAAUUCUUCUCCUCAAGUUGAGACCCAGCUUAUGGAACCUGGUUCAAAAUCAGUAUCAAAUUUGAGUAAUCAGACUGUGGAUCUUUCGGCAGUCACUCGUGACAGUCAAUAUCCUUCAUUCACAAGUUCUUACCGAGCAAGUGAUCAUCAUCCUGCUAAUUCUUUCCCAAUAGAAAAUAAAGAAAAUGAACUUAGUAUGCUUGGAGCGAAUGACAUCUCAAGGCUUCCUUCAUUGGUUAAUUGUGAGAUGGCUAACACCUCACAGGCAGAGGUCGCUUCUAGUGUAAAUCACAGAAUUCCAGAAAACACCUCCCAAAUGCCUUCACAGCAUGACGUACCUGCUUCAGAAGAACCUCAGGAGGUUUGGUCAGAUAGUGAACAUAAUUUCCUGGAUAAAGAUAUUGGAGGGGUUGCUGUGGCACCAUGCCAUGGGUCCAUUCUUAUCGAGUGCGCAAAACGUGAACUACAUGCAACAACCCCAUUGAAAAACCCGAACAGAAAUCACCCAACGCGAAUCUCUCUUGUCUUUUAUCAACACAAGAGUAUGAAUGAGCCAAAACAUGGAUUAGCACUCUGGGAGGCCAAGAUGGCAGACAAAGCCAGAGAAAGAGAAGAAGAGGCAGAGAGACUUGGUGUGGAUUAUGUGCCUACCAAAUCUUACAGCAAGAAAGCAAAACGAGAGGUCCCAGAAUCGCAUGAACCCAUAGAACCACCACAGAUACGUUUUAUGAAGACUCUUGCACAAAGGACUAUGACUUUCACAACAAACUCAGUAACUACAGCGUUCCCAUAUGCCUUUACACGGGUUACAGGGCCUUACAGUCGAUGGAUAUAGCUUCCUACUCACAUGGGUUACCUCAUAUUCUGUCUAGCAUCUGGCAAGGCAGCUGUGCUACACCCAGUGAGGGAAAACAAACAGUGUUUGAUGAAGCACUGGAAUAAAGAGUAACACCAGCAAAUGGCGAUACCCUGAAAAACAUAUACCCUGUAUCCCAACUCACUUGUUAAAAGAGUAUUCACAGUAAGGACCAAGCUGAAAAGCGUCCUAUGCAAAAAGUGCUGUUUCAGAAAAUCAUUCUGGAAUAAUGAUGCAUGCAGAGUUUUCUGUAAAUUAAUUUAAUCUAAAUAUUUAUGCCAGACACAAGUGACCUCUAAUGUCAUUAAUGAGCCUAUUCUUUGGACGCAGGGCAGGAAUAGAAGCUAAUCCUAUGGUGCUGAGUAUUAUUGUUACCAGGGCAACAUUUAAAAACUACACAUUUCCAACAUGUAGUUUUUGUUACAAAAUUGUCUAUCAAACUCUUAGUGGUUUGUUUUGCCUUUAUAUAUUGUUUGCAAAUAACAGUCAACUCAAACAGUGAGAACAGAUUUUGGUUGACUUGUCAGGAAAAAAAAACACUGAAAAGUUUGAAGAUCAUGGUGCUAUAUUUAGAGGAUUUUUAAAACAUCUUUGAUGUAAAUCUCAAAUGCCAUUUAAAUGGUUUCAUAAUAAUUAACAUUUUUCAAUUGUUUAAUUGA